AUGACUCAAAUUGGCUGGUAUGGACUUGGGUCCAUGGGUCUCGCCAUGGCGAGCAAUUUGCAGAGACAUCUCGUCGCUAAGAAGUCCCUAAACCUGCUCUACACCAACCGCACAAUGUCGCGCGGUACGCCCUUACAGGCUCUGGGCGCUACUGCCGAACCAAGCUUUGAGAAGCUGGUAUCGCGCUCCGGAGUCAUUUUCACCAUGGUCGCAAACGACUCGGUUCUACAGAGUCUCAUCUCUUCUGCUACUCAAUCUGGAGAUUCACUCAAAGAUAAGAUCUUUGUUGACUGCUCGACUGUUCACCCUGAUAUGGUGAAAUCUGCUGUUGCGCAACUAAAAGGAUCUGGCGCCUCGUUCGUUUCCGCGCCGGUUUUCGGAGGGAAUCCAAUUGCCGUUGAUGGGAAGCUGGUAUUUGCUAUUGGAGGUCCGAAGAGCGCAACUGAUGUUGUAAAACCGCUCAUUCAGGAUGUGAUGGGUCGUAAGGUUAUUGAGUGUGGUGAUGAUGCUACUAAGUCUUCGUUGUUGAAGAUUGCUGGUAAUAUCGUGACUGUUAAUAUGAUGGAGGCUGUUGGUGAAGCCCAGGUUUUUGCUGAGAAGACUGGACUUGGUACAGGCCCCAUGGAGGAGUUGAUUGGUGAGGCCUUUGGUCCUGUGGCUGGAGGUUACUCGAAGAGGUUGACUACUGGAGCCUAUGCACCACCUCUGGACUCUCGCCCUGGAUUUGGAGUGUCCUUGGCUAUCAAGGAUGCGAACCACGCUAUUUCAAUGGCGCAGGCACAAGGUGUUCAGCUUCCUGGUCUUGAGCUGGCUCGCACCAACAUGGAAGCUGCUAGAAAUUAUGGUGGUGAAUGUCUCGACAGCAGCUCUAUGUAUGGAGUACUGCGUCAAAAGGCUGGACUUGAAUUCUGGAAUGAGAAGAGCCGAAAGCAAUAG
Molecule: messenger RNA, 936 nt
Organism: Penicillium odoratum
Lineage: Eukaryota; Fungi; Ascomycota; Eurotiomycetes; Eurotiales; Aspergillaceae
Product: NAD(P)-dependent oxidoreductase
Exons: 5
Coding region: 1-936 (311 amino acids)
Molecular function (GO): oxidoreductase activity, acting on the CH-OH group of donors, NAD or NADP as acceptor; NADP binding; NAD binding
Source: RefSeq, a predicted model, not a curated record